CCCGGUGCGGACGUGCCCGCUCCUCCGGGAUCGCGGAUAGAGGGAGGAUGGCAGCGGGCGGCAUGGAGCCUCCGGGAGACAGUAAUGGCAGGCCGCGGUGACGCGGUGCUUGCUGCUCGCCAUGCCAGGGAUUGUGGUUUUCCGCCGCCGCUGGUCUGUGGGCAGCGAUGAUUUGGUGUUGCCAGGAAUAUUCCUGUUUGUAUUGCACAGCACCUGGUUUGUUAUCCUGUCUGUGGUUCUCUUUGGUCUCACCUAUAACCCGAACGAGGCAUGUUCUUUGAACCUGGUGGAUCAUGGACGUGGGUACCUGGGCAUCCUGCUCAGCUGCAUGAUAGCAGAGGUGGCCAUCAUCUGGCUGAGCAUGAGAGGGGGUAUCCUCUACACAGAGCCCCGAGACUCCAUGCAAUAUGUGCUGUAUGUGCGGCUUGCAAUCCUAGUAAUUGAGUUUGUUUACGCCAUUGUUGGCAUUGUCUGGCUUGCUCAGUAUUACACAUCUUGCAACGAUGUCACAGCGAAGAACGUCACACUGGGAAUGGUUGUGUGUAACUGGGUCGUCAUACUCAGUGUCUGUAUCACGGUGCUCUGUGUUUUUGAUCCAACUGGAAGAACCUUUGUGAAACUGCGAGCAACGAAAAGAAGGCAAAGAAAUCUGCGCACUUACAACUUGAGACAUCGUCUGGAAGAAGGACAAGCUAGCAGUUGGACUCGUCGUCUGAAAGUCUUUCUGUGUUGCACUCGCACAAAAGAUUCCCAGUCGGACGCAUACUCUGAAAUCGCCUACUUGUUUGCAGAGUUUUUCCGAGAUCUUGACAUCGUUCCAUCAGAUAUAAUUGCUGGGCUUGUUCUUCUGCGUCAGCGCCAGAGAGCCAAGCGUAAUGCAGUUCUUGAUGAGGCCAAUAAUGAUAUAUUAGCAUUUUUAUCUGGAAUGCCCGUAACCAGGAAAACCAAAUACCUUGACCUGAAAAAUGCACAAGAGAUGGCACGGUACAAGGAGGUGUGCUACUACAUGCUGUUUGCUCUUGCAGCAUAUGGCUGGCCCAUGUACCUCAUUAGGAAGCCAACAUGUGGCAUCUGUCGAUUGGCAGGAGCUUGCUCUAGUUGCUGCUGUCUGUGCACUUCCCGACCUCGUUUUGCUCCUGGAGUUACCAUCGAGGAAGACAACUGCUGUGGCUGUAAUGCAAUAGCCAUAAAGAGGCAUUUCCUGGAUGAGAAUAUGAGUAUGGUGGACAUUGUAUAUACAUCUUGCCAUGACGCGGUAUAUGAAACUCCUUUUUUUGUGGCGGUGGACCAUGAUAAAAAGAAAGUGGUGAUAAGUAUCCGUGGAACGCUAUCUCCAAAGGAUGCCUUAACUGAUUUGACUGGAGAUGCAGAACGUUUACCAGUUGAAGGACACCAUGGCACAUGGCUGGGUCACAAGGGCAUGGUCCUUUCUGCUGAGUACAUUAAGAAGAAGCUGGAACAGGAGAUGGUACUUUCACAAGCAUUUGGCCGUGACCUGGGUCGAGGCACAAAACACUAUGAUCUAAUUGUGGUGGGUCACUCUCUUGGCGCUGGCACUGCUGCCAUUCUUUCUUUUCUUCUUCGCCCACAGUACCCGUCCCUCAAGUGUUAUGCUUAUUCCCCCCCUGGUGGACUGCUAAGUGAGGACGCCAUGGAAUAUUCAAAGGAGUUUGUUACGUCUGUAGUGCUUGGGAAAGAUCUGGUUCCAAGGAUCGGGUUGUCACAGCUGGAAGGUUUCCGCAGGCACCUGUUGGAUGUUCUUCAGAGAAGCAACAAACCAAAGUGGCGCAUAAUCCUUGGUGGAACGAAGUGCAUUCCCAAGUCAGAACUCCCUGAUGAGUCUGAAGGGGUGACUGUACCCAGUAAUAGACUUUGGACUCAUCCCAGUGACCUGACAAUAGCUUUAUCUGCAAGUACGCCACUCUACCCUCCUGGACGAAUCAUUCAUGUGAUUCACAAUCACCCCGAGGAGCAGUGCUGUUUCUGGGAUCAAGAAGAGCCAACAUAUUUUGCCAUUUGGGGAGACAACAAAGCGUUUGAGGAGGUGAUAAUCUCUCCAGCAAUGCUGCAUGAGCACCUCCCACAUGUUGUGAUGGAAGGCCUAAACAAGGUCCUAGAGAAUUACAACAAGGGUAAGACAGCCCUACUAUCGGCUGCUAAGGUAAUGGUGAGUCCGACAGAAGUGGAUCUGAACCCAGAGCUAAUCUUCCAGCAGCAGCCGCACCUCAUCCCCCCUAUCUUGGAGGUAAUACCUGCAAUAAUGCCUGGGGCACACAACUCGAACCGGAGGAACAGCAGCACCAGGAGUAAACAGUCUGAGGUCAGUUUGGAAGGGUUUUACGACUCACGCCUGCUGUCCCCGGUGCUUAAGGAUCCAGUGGAAUUACUUUUAAUGAGCACAAAGGAUUGCCUGGCAGUAUCCCUACAGGAUCGCAGGGCCCCAUUAGCUACGAUGGAAAGUCUAUCUGACAAUGAAUCAGUCUACAGCUUUGACUCAAGGCGCUCCUCUGGAUUCCGCAGCAUCCGUGGGUCCCCCAGUUUGAGAGCUGUGCUGGAACGAGAUGAGUCACAUUGCUUCUUCAUCGAUCCCACUAUUCCUGAGGAGAACCCAUCUCUGAGCUCUCGCACAGAGCUUCUAGGGGCAGAUGCCCUUUCCAAGCACUCACAAGAGAGCCAGCACACUGAGGUGGUGCAUAACAGUGGCUGCUCUUCACCAGGUGAUUUGGCUCCUUGGGAGGAGGUGGGCAUGGCAGGUGUGGAGCACAGCAGGACACUCAUCCCAGCCCAAGAGGAGCCAGCCCUGCAGAAUGGACGCCUAGCAGAGGUUCCCAGUCCACAGGUUUUGGAGUUUGCCGAGUUCAUAGACAGCCUGUUCAAUUUAGACAGUAAAAGUAACUCUCUGCAGGACCUCUAUCACAUCAUGGUGUCUGAUGGCACAGACCGUGACAUAGCAAAGUCUGUUAGUGACCAAGAGAUCCUGCUACGGGCACAAUUUGAGCCCAACCUAGUUCCCAAGCCCCCUCGUGUCUUUGCUGGUUCUGCAGAUCCAUCAUCUGGCAUCUCAGUAUCUGCCUCGUUUCCCCUCAGCUCCUCUGGAGAACUUAUGGACCUGACACUUACAGGUAUGAGCAGUCAGGAAUGCCUCACACCUGAUCCAAUCCGGACUGCUACACCUACAGAUUCAAAUCAUAGUAAUCAAGAAGAAUUGCUCAUCUCUGCCCUCUAGUGAAGUGUAUUGGGAAAAUGGACACAUACUUAGCUGGGAGAGCAACGUUUGGAAAAUGAUUCUGCUCAAGUAAAAUAGGAAGCCGCACAAGUAGAGCUUAAUAACCAUAGGAAGUUAAGUCUGUGGAUAGUGCUGCCUGUAUUUUAUGCCAACGCUAAGGCAGCUAAAGGGAUUUUUAAGCCUUUAUGGAAAUCACAAACCAAGGAAAGUGAUAACAUUGCACUAUGAAGAUGCCAUCCCACGGCAGCCUUGCAUGGCUGAUCUACCAGCCAUGACUAUUUGCCAUUGUGUCAUUGGUAUGUGAGACAUUUUGUGUAUAUGGGAGAACUGAGGGGGCAGUCAGGGUUACAAUACCAUGUUCUGCCCGUGGGUACACAUAUGGCCAUAAUACAACCCUUUGCCUACUGUGGGAGUGUAGACACAUUACUGCCACCUGCCUAUCAUGUUGUAGGUGGUCUCACUACCAUUCUCUGCCUUCAUUACCUCCUUGUUUUGUGUGCCCAUUCCAUGUCUCCUGAUGUGUUCACAGCAUGUUCCCUUUUAUACAGAUUAAUGCAUGGGAGCUAGGUGUAGCCACUUCCAGAGGACAAUUUGUCAUUGACUGUAAUGACACUGUAUGCGUCUGGAUGACAUUGUCGGCUAUAAUUGUAUUGUCAUACUCACUUCACCAGAACAGCGUCUGCUAAAGCAAGACUGCAAGCCAAGGAAAGGAGCUUUGCCAAUCAGGCGUAUCAGUCUUUACUGCCAGAUGGGCCUUCUGCUACUUUUAGGAAUUCAAAAUGUAAUUAUAAUCCAUAGUAAGACCCUCUGUCAAAUGUAAACAGACAUGAAACAUGUAGGCAGAAGCUGCUUCAUCUAUUUAGCAAUCCCUCUUUCUUUACAUCCUGUGUUAGUGCUGGUUAGAAAAGCGCUGUCCAAUGUGCUUUUCCAGUACUCUGACAAUGAAGUCAUGAUAUGAUCUCUGGCUUUGAUUCAGCAUAUCACAAUCCUAGCAAUAUUUAAUCAUCUCUUGAUCCGGUUGUUCCUCUGUGUGAGUAUUCCAUCCACAGAUUGCAGUGAUAGUAUUACUUCCAUGGUCUACUGCACAGGCCUUAUUGGCAAUAUAUUUGUAGAUUAAAGCUGCUGGACCCCCUGUUUGAGAGGUGACCACACGUAUUACUAUGUCACAUGUCACUGCAAAGUCAUAGGUAGGAGAGGUUUGAUAGCUGGGAUGCCAAAGGUGAUCAGCCACUGUAUUGGAUAAUUAAACACUAUUGCUGCAUACAGAUGCUGCUUUCCUAAUACAAUCCUUCAUCUUUGCCUCAUUUUGUAAAAAUAUAUAUUUUCAGCAUCUGUCGGAUUUUGCUGGCGUAGAUAUCCUCCAAUCCUUGUAAGCUCCUCUCUUUUGUGCCAUACGAAGCUGUAGUCAACGUCUUAUUUUAUUUCCCAUUCUAUCCUGCUCGUCUUAGUGACCUAUGUGCCAACUCCCCUCCGCACGACUGUCCCUCCCCCCAUCAUGUAUUUUUAAACCACUUGUGCUGUCAAAACCUAUUUGUGUCAAAAAUCCCAAGGCGAUUACAUAUUCUGCUAGGAAGGCCUGAUGUGAUCAGUAUGAAUGAAGUAUGUGCAUGGGAUAUAAAUAUAUUUUUAUGUGUAUGGGGUAUAAAUGUCAAAUAAUGCAUGUGUCAAUAAGAGCAGUGUUUUGGGGACAUGUUCUCUCUGAUAAAGAACCUUUUGUCAUUAGAAACGUGCCAAUGCUGUCUGAAAUAGUAUGCUUUACCGAAGGAUAAGAUAGUUACUCCAAGGUAUGGAUUGGAUUUGAGACCCUCCUAGCAGCCAUGGAUAUCAAAAUCCAAAGUUUGUUUUUACGUGUCAUUAACAUUUUUGUUAAUUAAUAUUAACCCAAUUUUUCUGGAUAUUUUGAGAACACUUGUUAACUGCACAGCCAUCUAGUCUCUGUUUAUUAAUGCCUUAAUUUAUUUUAUAUGUCUGUUAUAAAAUAACAGUAACAGAAGUUCAAAAUGUAUGGAAAAGACCUUCCUGCUCACACGAUUUAUUGCUGAAGUAUGUAAUACGCGCUGGGGGGAAAUGCAAAUUUGAAAUCAAAGCUGUAUUCUGAUUGGCUGCUUGGUGGUGACCUCCAUCCAAAUCCAGCUCCAAUUGGAAUCAUGAAUAAUAAUGGUAUCCCCAGACCCCCCUGUACAACGCAGACUUCCUGUAGCAAUAAAACUAAACUUAGGCACGUUCAGUAACUUUUACACUUGUUGGGGGUUCUCCAAAUAUGUUCUUUUAUAAAAGUGGAACUUAAGUUGGAGCAUUGCCAUCUGCUUAAUGCAUUUUACAUUUUUUGCUUGUUAUUUGUAUUAUUUAAAAGAUGCCUUUUCUAUGAUCGGUCAGUCGGCCGGCUGACCAACGUGAUAGAUUGCACUGCGGUACGACUAUCCUGACCCCGAUUUUACAGGUUUUGCAGUUGUUUAUUGCCAUUUUCCCUAUUAAUUUUCUUAUUUAUUUGCAUUGCAUUUUCCUUGAUGUGCCUCUCUUCUGUUUACAUCUGUCUUGUUGUGAGUUAUCGUCUCCAUACCUUUCCCUCUGGGUUGGCGAGGACUCUUUUUAACACUGGAGCUAUGUUCUUUGCACAAUAAGUAUUCCAUUAUGGGGAUGUUACAUGUUUCGUAUUAAAAUAGGGGGUUUCACCAUAGUGUCUCCAAGAUGCACAUUUCACUAAUUUACAGGAUAACCACUAACAGUGACCCCUGCACACUAUUUUUCGUUUGUUUGUUUGUGUGUUUUCUCCCUUGUAUUGAUAUUUUGGGGAUUUGUGCUAUGACUGUCAUCUAGAGUUCAUCUGCGAUACUCACAACUUCAACCUCCUUGUCCUGACAACUUUCUUUGAACUGUGUUGUGCUCAUUGGCCUUUUCCACACGUGCACCUAGGCACCAUUAGAAUGCUUGGACCCAUUCAUGCAAAGUAUGUAAUGCCAUUAAUUAGACAGCAGGUGCCCCGGGCCUAUGUGGUGAGCUGGUAUUUUAUACAGUGGUGCUCUGUUAUGUCACUGCCAAGGCAGUGGGCACUCAGGACCUUGCUUACAAUAUGAGGGGCUUUUUAUGCCCCGUUCUUGACCUGGGUGCCUUAUUGGCCAUUAAUUCCAGAGCAAGUGGCUGAAUUAUCUUUCUGUGAAAAUGAUAAGAAUGCCUUAAUAUCCAGAAACCUCUGUAUCCAGCUCCCCCUUAUCCUGUCACUUUCCACUAGCCAGAUGGCAGAGAGGAGAAAGGAGAUUGGUUGGAAAGAAGUUGUCGUGCAUGUCUUAGCGCCCUAAACACUGCUCUGUCUUGUGCCAUAAUAACCCUAUGUCCCCUGUAGUUCAUGUAUGAAUAAAACGUAAUAUUGUAAAGAAAAGGUACUAAAUAUAUAGCAUAUCCUAUAAAUAUAUAAAUAUAUACAUACGUUCUUGUAUAUUCUAUACAGACUGUAAAAAGGAACAGGUGUGGUUAUAAUGCCCAGUGCGGAUGUACAAUCCCCUUCCUUCAGGCUGUAUAUAUUUCCCUGCAUUCGGGGUGUCCGAGCCGAGGCUGCUGCACGAGAAGGAACAGGAAAAGUAAGCUCCUCACGCUGGAAAAUAAUUUUUUAAAUAGAUAGGUCUCAAAUCUACAGAUUGGGAUAGAGCUUUUAGCCAAACCUUUGCACAAUCCACGUCUUCAAGAACCCUAAAAUGGGUGAUUAGAUGAUCACCUAACUGACGAUUAAAAUGGCUCUAUCACCAGACAUUUUCUUUACUUAUGUACAUUUUAAAAUGUUUUACUUUUCCCAUCGGAUAUUAACAUUUAACAGUAUUUUGCUCUUUGUAGAUGUGACCAUUUUUCAGUAACGAGGUUGCAUUGUGGAAUUAUAUGAUAAUUGUAAAGACAGCUAUUGUGGGGAAAAGGCUGCUGAGUGCAUGUGAGCUAGCAGCCAAUUAGAAUCUAGCAUUUCCACCGUAGCUGACUGUAUUCGUUCCCAAUUAGAAGAGGAAACCAUGCUUAAAGGGACACUAUAGUCACCUGAACAACUUUAGCUUAAUGAAGCAGUUUUGGUGUAUAGAACAUGCCCCUGCAGCCUCACUGCUCAAUCCUCUGCCAUUUAGGAGUUAAAUCCCUUUGUUUAUGAACCCUAGUCACACCUCCCUGCAUGUGACUUGCACAGCCUUCCAUAAACACUUC
Molecule: messenger RNA, 7402 nt
Organism: Pelobates fuscus (common spadefoot toad)
Lineage: Eukaryota; Metazoa; Chordata; Amphibia; Anura; Pelobatidae
Gene: DAGLA
Product: diacylglycerol lipase alpha
Exons: 20
Coding region: 122-3226 (1034 amino acids)
Biological process (GO): diacylglycerol catabolic process; retrograde trans-synaptic signaling by endocannabinoid; arachidonate metabolic process
Cellular component (GO): postsynaptic membrane; cytoplasm; dendrite membrane
Molecular function (GO): lipoprotein lipase activity
Source: RefSeq, a predicted model, not a curated record